CCUCUCCUCACCUGCGCCUAGGCUGGUUGACUCUUUUGCUACUCGCACCCACUUCUUCGAGGGCCGAUCGUGUUUAUCCACUCUUAUAUCAUUGUGGUUGGUUUCUCCGUCCACCCUUUUCAUAAUUGCUCGAUCUAUUUGGUCCCUGUAUGCCGUACUACCUGGCUACUAUGAGACGCCAGGCGUCAAUCGGUUAACUAGGGACAUACCGUGGUGGUUAUCUGUUUCCACAUGCGAAAUACAUUGUAUUGGUGGGCUCCUGAUUUCCCUGGUACUGGAUUGUAUCGCGUCCUUUCGGUGUCAACUUCUGGAUCGCUAGGUUCUGGUAGCCCCUGCGGCUUUUCUGCGUUCUUCCAUCGCAGUGUUUCACCCACACUGCAGCCCGAGGUCCGCACAUUUCAUUCAAAUGCUGACUGUCAAUCGGGGUGUGAUGCGCCGACUCAGUUCACUUUUCUACGUCAGAUACCAGCAGAGAGUCUCAAUUCGCUGACGGUGUCAAGCCACGAUGCAGGCUGGUUAAGUACCCAGUCUUCUUUCUAUCAGAUUCUAACCGCAAUUAACACACCGAGGGUUAGGAAAACCUUGAAUUCUUUCACAGGUUGCUUUUUGGCUGCUUUGUAUACGUUAGCAAACCGAAAGAAGAACAGCCAUUGUUACCACGAGGCACUGUCGUAUCCAUUGAGGUCGAUUGUCAAGUCAAGACUUCCCAUCGAAACAUUCCUUUAGGGCUUCUCUACCACCUUAUAGCACCCGCCUUGCUUUGCGGCACUGCUUGCCUCGGUCACACUGGUUUGCGCCCCGAGGGAGCAGCAAAGGCGCAUUAGCAGUGACGACAGAUCGGAGACAGAGCCACCAUAUUCGGAUUAUUCUUUGUUCCUAUAAUCCUUCUUUGG
Aspergillus alliaceus is the source of this 893-nucleotide messenger RNA. RefSeq lists its product as uncharacterized. Bases 232 to 726 code for a protein of 164 amino acids. The record is from RefSeq and is a predicted model, not a curated record. NCBI's taxonomy places the organism in Eukaryota, Fungi, Ascomycota, Eurotiomycetes, Eurotiales, Aspergillaceae. The transcript has 3 exons.